AUCCCAACCACGCAUGUGCGAAGAGGCCUCUUCAAACUUUCCAGAUCGCCAACUUGGCUUGUUGUCACACAUUUCUGUACCUCCCUGUCCCGAUUUUGACGCAGGACUCAAGUCUACAGCAUGCAGGCGAACGAAUGGGCGGCGAAACUCCGGCGGUUCGAUGCCUACCCCAAAACUCUGGACGAUUUCCGCGUCAAAACCUUCGGCGGAGCUGCCGUGACCAUCAUCAGUGGUUUCUUCAUGAUUCUCCUGUUUGUGUCAGAGCUGCAGUACUACCUGACUCUAGAGGUAACAGAGGAGUUGUUUGUUGACACCUCGCGAGGGGAGAAGAUGAGGAUCAACAUCGACAUCAUGUUUCCUAAAGUACCUUGUGCAUACCUGAGUAUAGAUGCCAUGGACAUCGCAGGUGAACAGCAGAUAGACGUGGACCACAAUCUGUUCAAGAGGAGGAUGGACCUGCAGGGAAAUGUACUGGAUGAACCGGAGAAAGAAGACUUAGGAGACCCAUCAGAUGAGUUUAUUCAGGCAAUAAAAAAGCUGGAGAACAAGACAGCAGACAUGUGUGAAAGCUGCUAUGGAGCUGAGACUGAUGACUUGAGAUGCUGUAACACCUGUGAGGAUGUAAGAGAAGCCUACAGGAGAAAAGGCUGGGCCUUCAACAACCCUGACAGUAUCGAGCAGUGCAGGAGGGAGGGCUGGUCCGAGAAACUCAAGCAGCAGAAAAACGAGGGCUGCCAAGUGUACGGCUACCUGGAAGUUAAUAAGGUAGCAGGAAACUUCCAUUUUGCUCCUGGAAAAAGUUUUCAACAGCAUCAUGUACAUGUACAUGAUCUACAACCAUUUGGUGGAGAAAAGUUUAACCUGAGCCACCAUGUGAACCACCUGAGUUUUGGAACAGACAUUCCAGGGAGGGUCAACCCACUAGACGGACAUGUGAUAGCAGCUAAACAAGGUUCCAUGAUGUAUCAGUACUUUGUGAAAAUAGUUCCAACCAUUUACAAGAAAAUUAGUGGACAGGAAGUGAGAACGAACCAGUUUUCGGUGACGAAACAUCAGAAGCAGGUAACGGCCUCAUCAGGAGAACAGGGCUUGCCUGGUGUGUUUGUCCUGUACGAGCUUUCACCCAUGAUGGUGCAGUUCACAGAAAAACAGAGGUCUUUUAUGCACUUCCUAACUGGAGUGUGUGCCAUUGUAGGUGGGGUUUUCACAGUUGCUGGGCUGAUAGACUCCCUCAUCUACCACUCAGCCAGGGCAAUCCAGCAGAAAAUAGACCUGGGGAAGGCAUCAUGAUGAAACACCCAUGUGAUACCAUUUUAAAACCAAAUAAACAUUAUGCUUUAAGUGUAGCCUGGGACCCAGCCUUGUUGAGCUUCUGCCUGCUCCAAUUGUUACUACCACAGUAACAGUAGGAGCAGACAAGGCUGGAUGUCAGGCUACAGAACAGUAUGUGAUCAACCCAUAGAUGUCCCCAAAAUCGUUGUUUUAAAAUUUACAGCAAAUUUACUUGGCAAUGUCUUUACAACACACUGGAGUUUACAUCAAAGAAGGUUAGACAUUCAAACAGAACAGUACAUGAUACAAAAUCAAUCAAUCAACUGAGUAAAUUCUCUAGAAGAGUUAGAUGAUGUUGCAGACAUUUUUCUCUAUAUUUUAUCUGCCACUGAUGUUAUCUUUCAAAACUUCUGUUAUCUGAAACAUCUAACUCUUUACAGAAUUGAUCCAGUUGCUUGACUUAUUUUGUAUCACAUGCUGAGGUUUGUUCAGGUUUGAAAUUUUCAGUUCAGUUCUGGUUUAAAAUACAGUUCAGUUCUGGUUUGAAAUAGUUUCAGAUUUUCAUGUCCUAUUACAAGCCUUCAUAUGCUGUCAUUUUCAACAACAUACAAUGUACUAGUAGUGUGGAAGGAAGCUAAGAAUUCCCAAGAAAUGAAUUCCCAAGAAAGUCAUCUGUCUUGGCUUUCGUCAAAAAGUCUGUGCCUUACAACAUCCAUCACCAAAUAAUAUCUUUUAUUUACAGAGUGAUUUGUCUUUAGAUGAAUGCAAAUUACUUUUAUGUGAUGAAAAAUCAGUACCAGUUCUCAAAUGUGUUCGAUACUUGCGACAAACUCUGACAAAUGUAUUUUGAAUAUCUUCGCAACAUGAUAGACUGUACAUAAUGUUUCAUCAUUUCCAGUGGAAGUGUGAAUAUGUCAGACAACAUUUGGCCCAUAGGAUGUAAAUAACAAGUAGAGUUAGUUGGAUGUGCAUUCAGCAAGCUACAGUCAAACCUGCUCAAGCAACCAUCUCCAUAAGCAGGCGUUCUGGCCAUGACAACCGCAGCCCUAAUUUUCGGACUUGCGUGAGCUGGCGCGACCACUUGUCCAAAGCGACCGCGACCCGCACUAUUUGCGACCGCAAAUAGACUAAUAUCUGCCUAUGCAUUGUUGUCAAACGUGUGGCAGAAAAUGCUUCUUUGAGAAUAACUUGCAAGAAUCAGUUUGCCAUUGCACCAUAUAAAAUGGCGCCAACUGGUUCACCAUUGGUGGAAAUUUUCUGCGGUUUUCUUGUUCUCCAUCCUACCAUGUCACCAUGCUUUUUGCGUAAGAAGACCACUUUUUUCUCAGUUCCCUUGGUGGUCUUUUUAGACAAGUUUGACUACAAUAAUAUGUGUUGAAUUUUUUUUAAGGACAUAUCUUGCCAUUUUCAAACCAAAAAAAUUAUAUGUAUCUGUAUUUCAACUGAACUAUGUGAAAGGUAUAUACUGUGUGUGGAAUGUUUUGAGGGGUUAAGGUAUUGAGCUGAACAUUUUUCUUUUGGUGGCGGUGCAAACAUGUAUCCUGGUCUUGGAAACAUUGUUACAUUUUUGAGCUGUUAGAAUACAUGAAAACUAUAAUCAUUAUGGUAAUGUGCCAAAUAACACUUAAAUGAAACAUUGGUUAAAUGGAUGUGUGGCAAUACUUUAAAGGAGAGUACUGACUGUGAAUCAUGACGUAUUCCCAAGAUAGAAUUUUUAUGAUUUUGGAAUCGCCAGCAAUUCGCUUUUGUUGGUACUGUUGUUUCUACUAGGAACACGAAAAUGCGACAAAAUUUGUAUGUUCACUGCAGCGCAAAAUUCAGGUGCCAUUAAUGAACUUAGAGUUAUACCAACCCAAUACCCAAUGUUCUCUUGUGAGCAUUCUGUCAGCUUGCAUCCUGGAAUAAUUUUGAAUGAUUUUUAUGCUCAUAGAGAAACAGUUUUACCAAAGUGGGUAUGUGUAGAUAUUUAUGGUUUCAAAGCAAAUAUUUCAAUCAAUUUAGGGCUAUAACUAUAAAUCAUUAGAGAUAAUAUAAAUCAGUUCUAUUGUACAAUGUAUGUUAAAAUUCAACAAAUAGCAGUGAACUGAAAGACAACUCAAGAAUGAAUUUUAUUGUCCAAAGUUGUCUGAGGUCUACAUGGGGUAAAAAGGUUAUGACAUAAUUAAGAAUGGGUGAGGUAAUUGAUAUGUUCUAUUUUUAAGGUGUUCAGUGCAUAUGAGGCAGUUUUUGUAUUGAAUACCAUCAACUGAAACUCAUUCUUUUCGCAAAGGAUUUUUGAUCUUUUCCUAUUUCUCUUCCUCUUGGGCUGUAUAUACCAUCGCUACCAGCACCAUUUCUUAGCAUUGUGUACAUGUAUGUGCAAUUUGUAGUGAAUCAUAGUGCAAUUUGUGAGAUGUUUAUUUCGUUUUAGUGCACUUCAAUAAAUGUCUUAAAAUUA
Branchiostoma belcheri (Belcher's lancelet) is the source of this 3709-nucleotide messenger RNA. Its product is annotated as endoplasmic reticulum-Golgi intermediate compartment protein 3-like. The transcript has 14 exons. Gene Ontology annotation, cellular component: endoplasmic reticulum membrane; Golgi membrane; endoplasmic reticulum. Gene Ontology annotation, biological process: retrograde vesicle-mediated transport, Golgi to endoplasmic reticulum; endoplasmic reticulum to Golgi vesicle-mediated transport. The coding region runs from base 121 to 1290 and encodes 389 amino acids. The record is from RefSeq and is a predicted model, not a curated record. NCBI's taxonomy places the organism in Eukaryota, Metazoa, Chordata, Leptocardii, Amphioxiformes, Branchiostomatidae.